Microdochium trichocladiopsis is the source of this 662-nucleotide messenger RNA. RefSeq lists its product as uncharacterized. The transcript is spliced from 2 exons. The record is from RefSeq and is a predicted model, not a curated record. Bases 101 to 562 code for a protein of 153 amino acids. Lineage: Eukaryota; Fungi; Ascomycota; Sordariomycetes; Xylariales; Microdochiaceae.
CUGAGUCCCACACAACUGCAUAUACAGCGAAAGGAACGUGGCACUCCCCUUUGUCCGACGUCCCCUCUCGCACCCAUCAGCACACACAUUCUAUUGCAGAAUGGUCUCUGAGGAGGACCGUCGUCGUUGUGACCCAUUCCACAUCCCCGACCAACUGCCCGAAGAGCAGAAAGAGGCAUUGCGCCGAGACCCUGGUCAUUGUGGCGUCCAGGCAUGGACUCUGACCGGCUCCCCAAUCGUCGAUGGCAAGUACUACGACUUCGAGACACGCACGCUGCGCGAGAUCCAACCGGGCGAAAGCGUCAGGUCCGGCCCUCCUUCAAUCGACGUCUACUGGCACAACCUGUGUCUCACGGGCAAGCCCGACCAGUUCUUCCAGUUCCGCAAGACGUACAGCGGCGGCGACGCCAUUUCCUACGUGACGAGGCUGGGCGCCUUCCUGGGAAAGGGUAACUGCGAGCUGUUCUCGCUGAACGUGACGACGUAUUCCGUUGUUGUCGUGGUCAUGACGGAGCUCUCGAGGAAUGACAUGAUGGAGCAGGUAUGUGCAUGCGGGCUGUGACGACGAUGCAGGCACGCAGAGGGUCGGAUGCUGCGAGGCUAAGGUAGACAGUGGAGAGUUAGCAGCUCGUAGUAUCAAAGACAGAUAAUUUAGAGUUCAC